This is a messenger RNA of Fusarium falciforme, 975 nucleotides long. RefSeq lists its product as hypothetical. The record is from RefSeq and is a predicted model, not a curated record. Lineage: Eukaryota; Fungi; Ascomycota; Sordariomycetes; Hypocreales; Nectriaceae. The transcript has 4 exons. The coding region runs from base 1 to 975 and encodes 324 amino acids.
AUGGAUCGCUGGUGCAGGAUUGUUCCUUUCAUGACGCUGGCCUUUCAGGCCUUGAUAUCAACGACGACAGCACAGGCGAGUGACGGUGAAGAGUUUGCUUAUGCCGAUGACGGCCCUAACUAUCGCGUACUGGGUUGUGCUCCCUCUGCGAGUUACAGCUCAUCCACCACGUACAGUGAUGAUCUGAAAACGUAUGGGUUCUGCUACAUCCCCGGAGAGGGAUAUCAUGAAGUCGACACAUCAUGCCGUGGAAGCACCGUCUACUACACCGGGUGGACAUCAGGUGCUGCUAACCCAUCUGGAUCUUAUACUUGCCUCACUGGCUCUUGCGUCACAGCGACCAUCUAUGCGUCCUACACUGAAGGGUUUAUAUCAUCGCGCGCAUACCAUAUUUACUGCGCUACCAGAGAGCCCAUGUCUAGCUAUUUUAUGGAGCACCCGUCGGACUGGACGACGGCGAGUUCCACCAGCUCCCGCGAACCGAUAACAGUCACAAUUACCGAUCCUAACCCAACGUUCCCAGUAUCCACGAUCCCCUCUGCAAGCUCAAUAGAUGAGAGCGAUUCAGAAACCCAAACCGAUGACACGAGGCCAAGUGAAACAGGAAAGGGCGGACCUAGGCCAGGCGUUAUCGCCGGCGCGGUGGUCGGAGCCCUCGCUGGCGUCGCUCUGAUUGCCGGUGCCCUAAUACUCGGUUUCCGCAUGGGAAGGCGACAUCCUCAGCUAGAUAGCCAAGAGUCGGGGCCGAAGAGGAGCUUCAGGGAUACCAUGAGCUCCCUUCCACGACCAACUAUUGCGUGGAGUCGCCCCAACGCCAAAAGGACCCCCGAAAGCGACAUACAGAACGACGUUUCCGUCCUCCAGGUGGGUUUCUCAGAUGAUACAGCUGCGAAGAGGGCAUCCGAGCUGCCGAGUCCGGCACCUCAAAGUCCGGUGAACCAAGCAGAAAGCAUUCCACCGCCCAUCAGCCCCUAG